Molecule: messenger RNA, 2711 nt
Organism: Zerene cesonia (dogface butterfly)
Lineage: Eukaryota; Metazoa; Arthropoda; Insecta; Lepidoptera; Pieridae
Gene: RalGPS
Product: ras-specific guanine nucleotide-releasing factor RalGPS1
Exons: 13
Coding region: 342-2114 (590 amino acids)
Biological process (GO): positive regulation of GTPase activity; Ras protein signal transduction
Cellular component (GO): plasma membrane
Molecular function (GO): guanyl-nucleotide exchange factor activity
Source: RefSeq, a predicted model, not a curated record
ACUUCAACAAUUUUAAUUACUGCUUACUGCCAAGUGCCAAAAUUUAGAUAGAAGUAUAUUCAAAUUUAUUUUUAGAAGAACGAAAAAAUUGUUACAAUAACAAUUAAAACUUUCAUUAUAAAAAAAAUUGUUGAAAGCUUACGCUGUCAGUGAUUUAUUACUAUUGAACCUUAAUUGAAUAGGUACGGCUUUAUAGGGAGUAACCCAUCCAAAGCAUUGAAAUGAACAAUCAAUAAAUUAUCGAUGCUUGUGUAUACUCGAAAGCGUGUGGUGCAGAAAAUAGUGGUGUAAAAAUUAUAAUUUUUAAACAGCUUUCGAACUAUGCAUAUAUAUGAACAGCGAUGCCCCGGGAUAUUUUAAGCGAUAGCCUAGCAGUGUUACGUAUCGUAGAGCAUGAAGAUGAAGAAGAUUGGUCGCUUGAUGAAAAAAUGUCUUGUAAACAAACCACAAAGAAACCACUGAAUGCAGCAACCAAACCACAGGGAGCUGCUAAGGAUGACUGUGCAUGUUAUUACAACUAUGGACUCGGUGACACAACGUCAAACCGACAGAAUGACCCGGUAUACCAGUACAAGACCAACAGUCUGCCAGCCACAACAGGCAUUUCACACACAUGGGAUAACCUAGUGUGUUCUGCCUUACGGAUAUCUCCCGAGGAUAUAGCCAAUCAGCUGUCGUUGUUGGACCUCCCAUGCUUCAAAGCAAUACGGCCGGAGGAGCUGGUUACCUGUGGGUGGACAAAAUUGAAUAAGGCUACCGUUGCACCUAAUGUUGUGGCAUUCACGAAAAGGUUUAAUAGGGUAAGUUUUUGGACGGUGCAAGAGAUAUUGAACGGGCAGUCACCGAAAUCGAGAGCGGAAACUUUGGCACACUUUAUAAAGGUUGCGAAGAAACUGUACGAUCUGAACAACUUGCACUCGCUCUUCGCUGUUAUAUCAGCUCUGCACAGUGCAAGCAUCUACAGACUGUCGAAAACGUGGGCGUGUCUAUCGAAAAAGGAUAAACAACAGUUCGACAAAAUGGCGGAGUUGUUCGGCGAGAAGGAUAACUGGACGGCGUUGCGAGAGUACAUGAGAAGCAUACCCUUACCCUGCAUACCUUAUUUAGGCAUCUUCCUCACGGACUUAGUGUAUAUAGACAUGGCCCAUCCCGCGGGUUCGCCGCACCGGGCCACCAAAAUGGCGGUGGUGCUGAAGGCCCUGGAGCGAUACCAGAGCUCCGAGUACGACAUAGCGCCGGUGGCGCACGUCGCCAACUUCCUGAACAGCGUGCGGUACAUCGAGGAGCUCCAGAAGUUUCUAGAAGAUGACCAGUAUAAGUUAUCCCUAAAGCUGGAGCCGCCUUCCCCGGUGGGCAGUUGUUCAGGGUCAAAGGAGUCCAUCAAGGAGGCGCCUGGGUCCAGCCCCUUCACGUUGUCUCCCUCCCACCGGCAGGGAUCCGGUUCCCUGCGGGUCCAAGGAUCCUUCACGCAGGGCAAGUUCGUGCCGACGCACAGGAAGUGCAGAUCGUUAGGAUCCAAGUUUCGAAGUGCGAGCUUGCCAAGAAAUUUUCACAAGGUCAAUUUCGGUGUUGGUAUAUUCGGUAAAGGCCACCCGGACGACAAGGAGUGCAAGACGCCGGCCGGCUCGGUGAAUUUGCUCGACGAUACUCUGCUGGAGUCCCCUAGCUCAAUGGUCGAUAAGAUGUCCGAAUCGCUGCCCUUCAGCGAUCUGUCAACGGCGGAGGCAAUAGGUUGCGACUACCAGAGCUACGUGCGACGAAAAACAAUAGUGAAGGAUGGAAGAAAAAUCUCACUCUCUUCUUGGCAGCGCUAUUGGCUGCAGAUCACGGCCAAUAUCAUGAUCUUCUUCGCGUCUAAGUCGUUUAAAGGAACAACACGGAGCGACUUCAGCAAGGAGAGGUGCAAAGUGCUGACGCUGCACGCGGGCUGGCGGGCGCUCUGGUUGGAGACGGAGGCCAACGACGCGUUCCAAUUGGUCGAUCAGCAUGCGCACACGGUUUAUAAGUUCAAGACCGGUUCGGAGGCGACCGCGAGACAGUGGGUGACGAAAAUAAACAGCGUCACGAACAAAAUGGUGCAACCGCUUCCAGCGAAUCUCAUGUCUUUCGAGUAGCGUACGUACGUACGUUGAGUACUAGACUAUGUUAUUGCUAACGAAUUUUUCACUCCAUCCACGGAUGGACGGAUAGAUCUACGGACGUUACCAUAUGUAAUGCACGAUCAUGUAUUUAACGCGAGAUUUUCUUGUGAACGCAGUGUUUUAAUGACUUUCGUCCCGUGGAAAUGUAAAAUGUUGUCUAAUGAGCAAUAAUUGUUUAUAAUAUUACGGGAUGAUAUAUUUCGAAUAUUUAGUUUGUACUAGAUCGUUUAAUACACGAUUUUAUAUUGAAAAAAACUUAACGUAAUUAACUUGGUACGUGCUUUUUUUUGCAAUGGCGGGAAUAUUUCUAUGGAAUAUUCUGGAUUUACAGCGAAGAUAAAUCGGUAUGGUUAAUGUGUUGUUUGAAUGCAAUCGUGGAUAUUAUGGUAGCCGCGUAUGGAAGUUGUAUGGAUAGUAAUAAGCGAUAAUAAUUUCGGUUACGAUAUCAUACGUCAUGCGCUUGGAAUUAGACAAUAAAAUCUAUUAAACAAGCGUCGAACAAUUUGUAUAAAUAUUUAGCGAUUCGUUACUUGUAUGGGAAAACUUUCAAUGACACAUUAUAAUUACGCG